Messenger RNA from Salvelinus namaycush (lake trout), 1901 nucleotides. RefSeq names its product CLOCK-interacting pacemaker b (gene cipcb). The coding region runs from base 400 to 1614 and encodes 404 amino acids. Lineage: Eukaryota; Metazoa; Chordata; Actinopteri; Salmoniformes; Salmonidae. Gene Ontology annotation, biological process: negative regulation of circadian rhythm; negative regulation of DNA-templated transcription. The transcript has 4 exons. Gene Ontology annotation, cellular component: nucleus. The record is from RefSeq and is a predicted model, not a curated record.
GUCUCAUCCGGUUUCUCACUGCCGGGAGAACAUUGUUGAUCAUUCGGAACGUUAGCUACUCACUCACUCACUCCCUGUGGUGUUGCUGCACCGUCUCGAUCAAGAAAAUCGCAUCGCAUCGGAUUCUCCUGGAAUUCCUCGCUGCAUGUGCGCUAGCUGGCAGGAGUGUACCAGAAGUCUAGUCCCGUGUACAUGUGUACUUUACCUUGCCGACUAACGUUACACACUCACACCAGACCGACAGACAGACUGUGGCGGAGACUGCGAGCGGACGACAGACCCCAAGUUAGGGUUGGGCAAGGACACGAAGUUGGCAACAUUUGUUUCCUAUCCAUUCUACACUGAUGUGGGUGUAUUAGUCUGAGUGACUGACAAGACCAUUGAAAAGAAACAGACAAGAUGAGUAGUACCAAGAAGAAAGCAGAAGGGCAAUCUAGGACCAUGGGCAAACUACGAACCAUGAAGUCAGGAAGCUCCAGAACAGACUCGGAGAGAGACUCUGGCUUCUCAGAUGCCAGCACCAUAGACCUGACAGAUUCUGAGGACUCAUCUCGCGCUGUGUCCAAGAGAGAGGCUCAGCGCCCUGCAUCGGGGUCUCAUCCCUCACAGCUAGCUGUGGUGGGGGGGUCCUACUCCAACAUGUCCCCCAUGAUCAUGAAAAAUGUCCUCCUAAAACAGCCCGGGAACAACCCUCCCUCUCAGAAGCCAUGGGGGUUCAGCCCAGCUGUGGAGAUGGUCCAGCAGCCUCAGGUGGUCUUCGUCCAGCCCGUUGUCUCCCCUGUGGUCUCCCACUGCACCACAUCCAACCCUAAGGAGGCCUCCUCCAAACGCCGGCGCCCCAAGAAGUAUCUUCCCAUCCUCAGGUCCUACCCGAAGAUCGCCCCUCACCCUAGAGACAGUUCAAGUUCCUCCGGGAGAGAAAGCUCUUGUUAUUUCCCCUCUUCUUCCCCCUCGGCCUCCAGCCACCGGGAACACCAUCACAACCACAGAAACAAACAUCAGAGGCACCAGUCUAGUAGUUUUAGCUGUGGUUCUUCUGGUUCCAGCACCCCCAGUCUCCCUCCUCCCUCUAGCGCCCUGUCCCCUUCUCCCCAGCAUAGGCUCACCCCCUCCCUCACAGACUCCAGUGCUUGCAGCAGCCCUGCAAGAUCCUCUCUCGCCGUCAGUAGAUCAGAGUUCUCCCCAGCCCCAUCCCCUGCCUUAACCGUAACCCCUUCAGACACCCUCACCUCUGAGGUCCCUGAGAAAACCAACACCCUCUCCCUCCCACAACCCACCGUCGCCACAACCAACGACAACAGCUGCUACGAUGACGGCAACCACGACGACAAUGGCGAUGACCAUAACAUAAAGCGCAAGCGUUUCUGCAACACGUACAACAUCCUGUCCAAGUCUGGCCUGCUGGAGAUCACCCUGAGUACCAAGGACCUGAUUCGUCAGAACCGCAGGACCCAGGUAGACCUGGACCGGCUCAAGGAGCACACCAACCUCUUCCUGCAGGCCCUGCAGACCGGAGAUACCAGCAUCUGGAGCAAGCUGCAGACCAGCCUCCAGGAAGAGCAGGAAGAGAAAGGCAGUGGGCAGCAGAGCAGCUUAAAGGCAGAUACAGAUUAGAUUUGAGUAAAAGCAGGGUUUCAUCUGUUAGACUGGGCAGAGACUGAGUUGAGGUGGGGGAGGCUGAGGCAGCUAGACUGGCAGUAAUAUGCCCAUAAUGAUCACACAGACAUAUACUCUGACCUACAUAGUAGCAGUAGUCUCUACUAGCAGUAUAUAUAUAUAUAUCUCUAUAUCUAUAUACUAUACUAUAGCCUGCCUGCCUUACCCCAGGCCAGGUUGGAUGGGAGGCUUCUGUACAAUAUGAAAUCGCUCUAUUCCCCAUAAACUGCACUACUGUGACUCUA